This is a messenger RNA of Lytechinus pictus (painted urchin), 2500 nucleotides long. RefSeq lists its product as uncharacterized. The coding region runs from base 46 to 2181 and encodes 711 amino acids. NCBI's taxonomy places the organism in Eukaryota, Metazoa, Echinodermata, Echinoidea, Temnopleuroida, Toxopneustidae. The transcript has 10 exons. Gene Ontology annotation, molecular function: lipase activity. Gene Ontology annotation, biological process: lipid catabolic process. The record is from RefSeq and is a predicted model, not a curated record.
AAAAGAUAGUUUGCAUAAUAAGUCAAAAAUCAAGUCAAACGCACAAUGAAGGUCUCCACAUCAAUACCUGUUUUCGUCGCUUUCCUGUGCUCUGUGUUCGGAACAGGCAAGGCGGAGACAAUAUGCUACGAAGGCGUUGGCUGUUUUGAUGAUGCUGGGUGCCAUGGCAACACUUUCCCGCCAGAAUCCCCAAACUUCAUCAAUACGCGCUUCUAUCUGUACACACGUCGAAACUGGAACACUGCCCAGGAGCUGAUUCUGAACGACACCGACACCCUUCGGGCGUCUAACUUUGACCCGAAACUGCCGACCAAGUUUUCUAUCCAUGGCUGGAACUCAAAUGGGUUCACUGGCGGAGAGAGGGAUCGCAAAGAUGCGUUCCUUGAAAAUGCCAACGUCAAUGUCAUCACCGUUGACUGGCGGAAGGGAGCAAGUGGGAUCCUUUACCCCAAACAGCACCAGAACACUCGGGUAGUGGGGCGGGUGAUUGCCCAGUUUGCUCGUUUCUUGAACCUCGAGACAGGGAUGUUCUACAAGGAUGUCCAUUUGGUGGGCCAUAGCCUUGGAGCCCACACCGCUGGCUAUGCUGGUGCAUAUCAGCCAGGUUUUGGCAGAAUAACAGGUUCUGAUCCGGCAGGACCAUGGUUUCGUGAGGACGAGCCGGAAUGUCGUCUUGAUCGAAGCGACGCCCUCUUCGUUGAUGUUAUUCAUGGCGACGGCAAUGACAACAUCGGUCUCGGGACAUCACUUCCGAUGGGCCAUCAAGAUUUCUACCCCAACGGUGGCCGUCACCAACCUGCCUGUGAUUACGGUAGCGACAUUGCUGGGUGCAGCCACGCCUACUCAUCCCGCUACUUUGCCGAAAGCCUCCGAUCGACCACCUGCACGUUCAAGGCAUACCCGUGCAGAAGCUGGGCGGAGUAUAUGGCUGGAAGAUGCAGGAGUUGCGGAAUUCAAAAUCAAGGUUGCUCGGAAAUGGGUUACCAUGCGAUAGACCACCGGGAGCUAGAAGGACUUUUCUUUCUUGAUACUAACCCUGAAUCCCCUUACUGUAUCCCCGACCCAAUACACAUUUGGGAUACUAGCAUAUACACAUCUUUAUCAUUCAAGUUGAUAUCUGGUUAUGGAGUCCCUCUUUGCCACCGCCCUGUUCUUGCUUACUACUGCGUCAGUACAAGAAUUAAUAAAAUGUCCUCUCCCUUGAACGCAGUCAACUCCGAAGAAGUAUGCUUUGAAGACGUCGGAUGCUUCACCAGCGAUGGCUGCCAUGAAUUCGGCUUCCCGCCUCGUUCGCCGGAACUAAUCAACACUCGAUUUUUCCUCUAUACGAGGAAAAAUAAGUUGGAGCCUCAGGAGAUUAAACGAGGUGACAUUGCAGGUCUGCGGGCAUCAAACUUCGAUGCGAGAAGAAAGACGAAGAUAUCUGUGCAUGGGUACACCGCGAACGCCUUCAGGGUUCUCGAACAGGAUCAGAAGGAUGCACUUCUUGAAAUAUAUGAUUUGAAUGUGAUCCUAGUCGACUGGAGUGACGGAGCUCAGGGUUCUUACCGAGAGUGCCAUCAGAACACCCGGGUUGUCGGCCGAGAGAUCGGACUACUGGCCCGUUUUCUUAACCUCGAGACUGGCAUGUAUUACAACGAUCUUCACCUAAUAGGCAUGAGUCUUGGUGCCCAUGUCAUGGGUUAUGCCGGUGAAUUUCUACGAGGAAUUGCACGCAUCACAGGCUUAGAUCCGGCAGGUCCUUAUUUCCGUGACGAACGUUUCGAUGUCCGUAACAACGGGCCCGAAUGCCGCCUUGAUCCCACUGACGCCUUAUUUGUUGACGUCAUACAUACCGAUGCGAAUGACGGGACAGGUCUCGGUCAGAUGAUGCAACUCGGGCAUCAAGAUUUCUACCCUAACGGUGGGCGUCGUCAACCGGGGUGCAGGGACGUCGAUUUCUGGUCGGGUUGCAGUCACCUCCGCGCUCUCAACUUAUUUGCAGACACCGUGCGGUCACUCUCCUGCGAGUUUACCGCGGUACCAUGCGAUAGUUGGGCGCGGUAUCAAGCCGGCACCUGCCGCGGCGAAUGCGGACCGGGUGGUUGCGCUAUCAUGGGUUACCGCGCCGACCUGAAUACCGCGGUUACUGGAAAGUUUUAUCUGGAGACCAACAAAGAGACACCGUAUUGCAUUGCUUAAAUUAAGGGUGGAGAAUCGUUUUUGGCAAGUUUGGAGACACAUCAACGUACUUACAUGAACUGUCAGCAAUGAAAAGUGCAGUUUUGUUGAUGAUUAAAAUAUUAGCAUAAGUUUUGGAGAGAAAAAUCCAAUUCGACAAUAUGAGUACAAUCUAACCUAUAUCCCUGUUGGCAAGAUACUUUUAACAGAUAUAUAUUGAGAGUGUGGUACGAGGCCUACUGUUCAAAAAUUGAAGUAAUCUGAUAAUCCCCUACCUUUGACAUAUGCUUAUUUCAUUUUAUUAAAUGCAUUUUCAUUAAGGGCUUUGUAUCAUUAGCCC